Messenger RNA from Esox lucius (northern pike), 1838 nucleotides. It is a transcript of the gene cbll1, whose product is annotated as Cbl proto-oncogene-like 1, E3 ubiquitin protein ligase. Gene Ontology annotation, molecular function: ubiquitin protein ligase activity. The transcript is spliced from 6 exons. Gene Ontology annotation, biological process: protein ubiquitination; regulation of cell adhesion. NCBI's taxonomy places the organism in Eukaryota, Metazoa, Chordata, Actinopteri, Esociformes, Esocidae. The record is from RefSeq and is a predicted model, not a curated record. The coding region runs from base 93 to 1553 and encodes 486 amino acids.
AGAAUCUUUCUGGCUAAUAUCUUUCUGAAGCUGCGUUGAACUCAACUCCUCCCAAUUUUAUUAAACUUUCCCAUACUGCAUUGCGCUGAAUCAUGGACCAAAGUGACAAUGACCUGCAGGGUACGGAUGGCUCUGGGAGUCUUGGGGGGCCUGAUGUCCGCAGACGCAUCCCCAUCAAACUCAUCUCCAAACAGCCCAUCAGGAGCAAACCUGCUCCCAGGACACAGAGACCCAUGGGCAGGCUGUCCUCCAAACCCCAGGCUGGGGAUGAAGAGAGUUUCGGCUUCAAGCAAGAGGAGAGGUUCGAUUGCAGUACCAAGGCUGGGGAUGUGUUCGUGACUCAACGGCGGUUUCCCCAGCAAAUGUUUUGGGAUUAUAAGUUGAAUUUGAUCGGUGAAAAGGAUGACAUUCCAGCUCACUUUUGUGACAAAUGUGGUCUGCCAAUACGGAUCUAUGGGCGUAUGAUUCCCUGCAAACAUGUGUUCUGCUACGAGUGUGCUUUGCUCCACGAGAAGAAGGGAGACAAGAUGUGCCCGGGACUGCAACUUUUCAGCUGCACAGACCCGGUCCAGCGCAUCGAGCAGUGCCUACGCGGUUCCCUCUACAUGUGUAGCAUCGUUCAGGGCUGCAAGCGCACCUACCUGUCCCAGCGGGACCUGCAAGCCCACAUAAACCACCGCCACAUGAGGGCUGCCAAGGCUUUGGCCAACCGCCAGGACGCCCUACACCUGCCCCCGUCCUCGGAGGUGCCUGAGCGUUUCCGCGUGCCCCCGCCUCACCUGCCCAAGGCUCCAGGGCACCUGCCGCCGCCCCUCCAACACGGAGGUCAUGACCCCUACAGCCAGCCACCGCCGUCUUCGCACGAGGCGCCGCCCCUCGCCCAGGAGACCUUCCGGAUCGCCACAGUGACCACGCGCGCGCGCAGCAACCUCAUCACCGUGCCCAUCCAGGACGAUUCGGGCUCGUCGUCGUCCUCCUCCCGUGACCCGCUCCCUCCCGGCCCAGGCCCUGCACCGCCCCCACACCACCACCCUGGGGAGUACCCUGGCCAGCCUGUAGUGUCCCACCCGCACCACAUGAUGGCGCCCCCGCAGCAGCACUACGGCCCUCCACCUCCUCCCCCCCCACCCAUCAACCACCCCAUGCAGCACCCUCCCCAGGGCUCUGGGACACCUCACAUGGUGUACAAUCAGGCCGGCCCUCCGCUGCCAAUGUCCAACGCACCCCCACCCAUCACUCCUCCACCAGGACACAUCAUGGGUCAGAUGCCCCCUUACAUGAACCACCCACCCCCAGGGCCCCCACCUCAACACGGGGGCCCUCCAGUCAACGCUCCCCCUCCCCAUCACUACAACCCUAACUCCAUGCAGCAGUUCCCUGAGGACCAGGGCACCCUAAGUCCCCCCUUUAACCAGCAAGGGGGUCUGAGCCCUGGGAUGUGGCCUGCACCCAGAGGGCCGCCACCUCCUCGGAUGCAGGGCCCCCCACCUCAGGGCCAGAUGCCAGGACCUCAUCACCCAGACCAGUCCCGCUAUCGUCCUUAUUAUCAGUAAACUGUACACUGCCCACAGCCCAUUCCUCUCCACUGGUUUUUGAAUAAUGUGAACGUGAGCAGAAGAGUUCUAUUUGACUGUCAUUUCAAUGAAUACACUUUUAAGAGACUAGUCUGUGGUGAGAGUGUGUACUAGAAUGUAACUGUUCACUUUAGUUUAAAUUACUUUCUGAACUGUCAGAUAAGCAGAGCUGCAUUUUAUUCGCUUCUGUAUUGGUCUUCAUUGUUGUAUCUUGAAACGUUUUGGUUUGAUGACAUCUCAAUAAAUCUUUUCCAACAAAUCUCA